Molecule: messenger RNA, 423 nt
Organism: Puma concolor (puma)
Lineage: Eukaryota; Metazoa; Chordata; Mammalia; Carnivora; Felidae
Source: RefSeq, a predicted model, not a curated record
AUGGGGCAGUUAGAGGAGGAAGCGCACAGUGUGAAGAAUAAUCCAGGAGAAAUUGGUGUGGGCACCACCGGCUUCGGAAUCUUCUUCAUCCUCUUUGGAAUACUCCUGUACUUUGAUUCGGUGCUCCUGGCCUUCGGAAACCUGCUAUUCCUGACUGGCCUCUUGCUCAUCAUCGGCCUGAGGAAGACCUUUUCCUUCUUCUUCCAGAGGCACAAGCUCAAAGGGACCAGCUUCUUCCUAGGGGGUGUGGUCAUUGUGCUCCUGCGCUGGCCCCUUCUGGGCAUGUUCCUGGAAACCUAUGGAUUCCUUAGCCUCUUCAAGGGCUUUUUUCCUGUCGUCUUUGGCUUCCUGGGCAAUGCCUCUGACAUCCCCUUCCUGAGUGCGCUGUUCCGGAGGCUUCAAGGCACCAGCUCAAUGGUCUGA